AUGCUUCAAGAAAGAUUCCAACAAUUUGCCCGUGAUACUGAAAAUAUUGGAUCUGAACGUGUCGCAAAUGCCAACGAUGGUUGUGAUGCUUUGAUUGCCAAUGGACACACUGAUGCACCAACAAUCGCAUUAUGGAAAGAUUCGUUGAAUGAGGCAUGGGAGAAUUUGUUGGAAUUGAUGGAUACACGCGCUCAAAUUCUCGAAGCUUCUCGACUUUUGCACAAAUUCUAUCACGAUUGCCGCGAUUGUCUUUCGAGAAUUAUGGAAAAAACACAUGCGAUGCCAGAAGAUUUGGGAAGAGAUUCGAGCAGUGUCGGAGCACUUUCAAGAAAACAUCAAAAUUAUUUGAAAGAUAUUGCUGCGAUUGGUGAACAAGUUCAACAAAUUGAACGAGAUGCUGCAGAACUUCGUGAUGGUUAUGCUGGAGACAAAGCUUUGGAUAUUGGAGCAAGAGAAAGUGAAGUUGUAAAAGCAUGGAGACAUUUGAGAGGAUUGUGUGAUGCAAGAACAUCUAGAUUGGUUGAUACAUCUGACUUGUUCAAAUUCAUGAGUAUGGUUCGCGAUUUGUUGUUAUGGAUGGAUGAAGUGAAACGAGAAAUGAAUUCGCAAGAAAGACCAAAGGAUGUUAGCGGUGUCGAAUUGUUGAUGAACAAUCAUCAAUCAUUGAAGGCUGAAAUUGAUGCCCGUGAGGACAAUUUCAACGCGUGUAUUUCACUCGGACGCGAUUUACUCAAUCGCAAACACUAUGCUUCCAGUGAAAUUGAGAAGAAGCUCAUUAAAUUGACAACUGAAAGAGCUGAAAUGAUGAGAAGAUGGGAAGACAGAUGGGAAUAUUUGCAACUCAGUAAGUUGAAUUUUAUAAUGAAAAUCAUUCUUGAAAAAAAUCCCACGUUUUUUUGCAGUCUUGGAAAGUGUAUCAAUUUGCUCGAGAUGCGGCGGUUGCCGAAUCUUGGUUAUUCGCACAAGAACCUUAUCUUAUCUCUAGAGAAUAUGGUAGAAAUCUUGAGGAAACUAUCAAACUUAUUAAGAAACAUGAAGCGUUUGAAAAAUCGUCAACAGCACAAGAAGAACGAUUCUUGGCAUUGGAGAAAUUGACAACGGUAAGUGAAGAGAGUGCAGAGAAAAGAAGAUAGAAAACAGCCAGCAUGUGAAUUUGAUUUUGGAAUGGGAGAGAAAAAGGGACGGUGGCUUAGUCGGUUAGCGCAUGUGUUUUCGAAUCUCGAGGUCAGGGGUUCGAUCCCGCGCUGCCGCUGGUCUCGAUGAUGAUAACACUCAGCUCACUCUUACGUAAACCGUGGUGAUAACUUCUUUCCCCGUCUUAGAGAUCAUUUUAUUUUUUGGUUCUAAUUCAACCUAAUUUAUUGUGAUUUUGCAGUUCGAAUUGAAAGAUUUGCAACUUCGUGAAGAUGAGGCAUCGAAACGACGUGGUGGACCAGCUCAUAUUGGAAGCCCGUCUCGAUCAACACCAGCCGCGGAAGCAUCAUUCUCUGCACAAGAAGAUGGUGAGUAAUUUUAUUUUCAUUUUUUAUCGGUUUGCUGUGCACUCUGUUUUCUUUGUUGUGUUGAGAGCCCCAUUUCAGAUGCGGAUAUCACAAUGAGCAGUUUGGAUAGUCACCGGAAAGCAUCACUUGGUUGGAUUUUCAUUUUAUAUUUAUCUAGAUUUCUCAUUUCUUUAAAAUUUGUUUCUGUUCUUGUAGUGUUGUGCUUUGAUUUUCAGAACGUCGACAAUUGGCACAUUCUGAAUCAAGCAGUUGGAGGAAAUCGCUGGCAAGAGCGCCGAAGUUUGAUCGAAAUGAUCCAAAGGGUACGCUAGUUUUUUAUUUAUUUUGUUGUAGUGUAGUGCUUUCUAUACUUUUGUGAAAGUGAAAAAUAAUGAGAAUCUUCUUCAAUUUUAUUUUAUUACGAUUAAAAUUUAGGAGCUAAACAAGGCGAUACUUUCGAGGGAACACUUAUUCGAAAGCACACCUAUGAGAGUCUCGACAAAAAAGCAGCAAAUCGAUCAUGGGAGAAAUUAUUUGCUGUAUUACGGCAAAACGAACUAUCGUUCUACAAAGAUUCAAAACAUACGUAAGUUUAAAAUAAUCUUGGCAGUUUGAAAAUUGAUUUUUUGUCUUCGUUAUACUGCGACAAAAACGCUAUUUUAUGUCCGAAUUGUAGAACAAGGAUUGGAGGCCGAGGAGUUUAUUUGGAGAAAACAUCCCCCUCCUCCUCGUCCUCCUCGUCCUCCUCGUCCUUCUCUUCCAUAAAAUAACGAAUUUUUUUGUAGAGAAGAAUCAGCGCAUGGUGAACCACCGAUGUCUCUACCAGGAUGUUCGGUGAAUGUUGCCAGUGAUUAUCAAAAGAAGAAGAAUGUGCUAUCUUUGCGAUUACCUGUUGGAGCUGAAUAUUUAUUACAAUGUUCGAGUGAUGAUGAUAUGCAACGAUGGUUGACUGAAUUGCAAGUUGCAACUGGACAAUCGCAUUUAGAGGAGGCUAGCAGAUCACAAACAUUACCAGGUAAGAGAUUUUGAAAGGGAUUUUUAUAGGGUUAACUUAUUGAAUAGAUUAAUUUCACGAUUCUAGAUAUAUUUUUUUUUUCAUUUUAACUUCAACUAAUUUUCAUGGGUUAAAAAUGUUUAAUUUUGAAAUAAAUAAUUUUUUAUUUUACAAAAAAUAAUUAUACUUUUCCCAGGCUCAAAUUUCAUUUACCAAAAAAAAACUUCUUGAAAUUUUCUCGAAUUUCAUGUUCAAAAAACAUUUUCCCAGAAAAAAGUUGGAACAUUUUGAAUUAAGCUAAAUUUUUCAGGGUGAUUUUUGAGCCGGAAUGUCGGAAUACUUUUUAAAAAAUAUUUGGCCUGUUUUAAAAUUUUUCCCUUGUGUGAAAUAUGUGAAUACUGAAAUAUUCUCACUUUUUACUCUUCAAAAUUCAUUUUUUUUCAGCUGAAGGUGGUUCGUCAACAAAACAAAAGAAGGGUGGAUUCUUCUCGCGAGGCAAAAAAUAG
Molecule: messenger RNA, 2981 nt
Organism: Caenorhabditis angaria
Lineage: Eukaryota; Metazoa; Nematoda; Chromadorea; Rhabditida; Rhabditidae
Source: the annotation of a GenBank genome assembly